AUGUACUCGACCCGCCUCUCUGCUUUCUCUCGCAGCUGUACUACUUUACAGCGCGGUUUUGCUACCGUAGCGAAGGAUUUCCGUAUCCCAGUCAUUGAUUUUUCAAAGUAUCGGAAAGCAAGGACAUCGGCCGAGAGGAAGGUGACGGCGGACGAGGUUGUGGCGGGGUUCAAGGAGAGUGGGUUCAUCUACGUCGACAAGCAUGGGAUACCCCCUGCCAUCGUAAGAGGUGCUUUCCAAAAGAGCGCCGAAUUCUUCGCUCUACCCCCAGAUACCAAGGACAAGCUAAGAUGGGAGGACCCCCGAUCGAACCGCGGUUAUGUUACCAUAGGACGUGAACGUGUUACACAGUCUGCGGAUCCCAAUGAAAUCGCUGCUCUGAGAGAAAAGGCCCCAGAUUUUAAGGAAUCAAUGGAGAUUGGGCGCGACUGGGAUGCAACAUGGAAGAACCAGUAUCGUAUGGAAAAGCUGUCUUGUUCUAGCCGCUUGGCCUUAAUUUGGAUGAACGGUAUUUUGACAACAAGAUUAAUGACCAGAAUCAUAACCUCCGGCUCUUGUCAUACCCUCCUAUUCAGCGAAAACUAUUGGAGGGCGACUGGUCAGGCGCGCGCCGGUGCCCACAGCGAUUACGGAACACUUACUUUGCUUUUCCAAGACCAAGUUGGUGGCCUUGAAGUCCAAGACCCUCACACUGGUCUCUACUACCCUGCCACUCCCAUCCCGGGUACCAUAGUCAUCAACGUGGGCGAUUUGCUUUCUCGAUGGAGUAACGAUACUCUUCGAUCCACGCUGCACCGCGUCGUGGCGCCUCCUGCAAAGCAGAUCAGCGAGACUGAGGUAGUCACUCCCGCUCGUCAGUCUAUUGCGUACUUCUCCAACCCCAACUUUACCACUGAGAUUUCGUGUCUCCCUAACUGCGGCAAGGAGGCCAAAUACCCGCCUGUGAACACGGAGACGUACAUUGUCGGACGAUUGGCUGCCACCUAUAUGUAA
This is a messenger RNA of Desarmillaria tabescens, 993 nucleotides long. RefSeq lists its product as uncharacterized. Lineage: Eukaryota; Fungi; Basidiomycota; Agaricomycetes; Agaricales; Physalacriaceae. Gene Ontology annotation, molecular function: 2-oxoglutarate-dependent dioxygenase activity. The coding region runs from base 1 to 993 and encodes 330 amino acids. The transcript is spliced from 9 exons. The record is from RefSeq and is a predicted model, not a curated record.